Molecule: messenger RNA, 3559 nt
Organism: Cyprinus carpio (common carp)
Lineage: Eukaryota; Metazoa; Chordata; Actinopteri; Cypriniformes; Cyprinidae
Product: myosin light chain kinase 3-like
Biological process (GO): positive regulation of apoptotic process; protein phosphorylation; intracellular signal transduction
Cellular component (GO): nucleus; cytoplasm
Molecular function (GO): ATP binding; protein serine/threonine kinase activity
Source: RefSeq, a predicted model, not a curated record
AGAGAGAGAAGGGGGGAGGAAAAUAGAAGUGGAGAGAUAAGAGACCCAUUGGAGGUGUUUAUUUAAGUGGUGUCAUGUCUCUGGCACAUACCAACAACAGGGUUUGUCUGAGCUCUCUGUUUUGUGAGAGUCACACAAUACCUUAGACAAGCACAGAGACUGCGGGGGAACAGAAAUAGGGUGCAGAAGGAUCAGUGAGGCUUCCUCUUUUUCUACAUUUUCUCAGUUUGUGUGACAGGGGCCAGCCAUGAGUAAACAGGCAACUCUGGCCACCUGUAUUGCCAAGAUGUAUGAUGGUGGCAGGCUGGAGAACUCUGGAACUCCAUCUGGGACAGUCAAGAAGCCAAAUCCAACUCUGUUAGUUAGCCUGAGCAAUGUGGAGGUCAAGUUAAACACUCUGGAGGGGAAGGUGGAACAGAUCGAACAUACCCAGACGGAGGUGCUUCACAAACUGAGUUCAUUGUGCCAAGGAAUGGAGGCGCUAGAAAGGAGCCUUAAGCAGCAGGGUGGUCAAGAAUCAAAUGUGAUUAAAAAUGGCCAGCGAGAGAGCAACAAACUCCCUUUGCUGAUUGAGGUCAGAUCACUUUGUGGUGAAACUGUGGAUCUGCUUCAUAAUCUCAAGCACGAGAAUCAGGAGCAGAGAAAGAAGAUUGAAUGUAUGGAAAGUUCUUUGUCCACUCUGGAGAAAGUAUUAGGGUAUGUGGGUGAUGCUUUCCGUAACUCAAAAAUAGUGGCGUUCAUUCUCAAUGGUGUGGUGCCUUGGAGGACACAAGGCCUUCUGGACAAUGUGGAGGAAGAGAAAAACAAACCAGAUGACAACAGCAUUAAACCAAACAACAGCUUCUGCCACCAGAGCACACAGACAGAGGAGAUUAAAGAAGUCAUUUCAGCUGAGACUGAACUUCAGCAGACAGAGGUCACUGUUCCCACUGGUCCCAGAAGCCUAUAUUCUCCUGAAGCCCUUAGAGGAGAAAGUGAACCUCUGAUACCUGUUAGUACAGCAGAAAGCUCCAAAGCCUUAAAAAAAGCCAAAGAGGUGACAGUGAAAAGCAGAGCACCUUCGCAGUUCCAGACAUUUGCUCCUGAUGUCCAGCUGGAGGCCGAGGAGAAUGAAGUGCACUAUGUACCCAAACAAGAGACAGACGCUGCGCCAGCUAAUGCUGAAUGUGUCACUGUGACAACAACUAAAGUGCAAAAAGAUUCGGCUCUUCAGCAAGAGAGGUAUCUUGCACAGGCAGAUGCUUCACAGGUUGGUGAGAAGGCUUCACUCAAGUCAAUAGUUCCUGAACAACAAGUGGAGCCGAAGGAUGAGGAUCCUAAAAAACAGGCAGAGGUUUCACAGGCUGGUGAAAAUGUCUCAUUGAAACCAUUCUUUCCUGGACAGCAACAGGAUAAGAAUCUGGAUGUUCCUCACAAACAUCUGCCCUGCACCAAAGAGCCUUUCAAUAAGGGUGUAGAGGUUAAAUCACAACAUGAAAAGACAGUGGAGAGGGUAACACCUGUACCAAAGAGUGAUGAGAGAAUGACAGAAUCUGAACCAGAAAAUAAAACAAUUGAGAAGAUUUUGGAGUCUGACCCAAUGAAGAACUGUGCAGCUCCUAGUUCUCAAAGCACAGCCGUUUUUGAGGAAGUAAAUGCAAAAUCAUCAGCUCUGAGAAAAGCUGAGUCACAGCUACUGAUCAUUGAUGACAGUCCACCUCUUCCAGCCCCGUUUGAGCAUCGCAUCGUCAGUGCCAAGCAGGUUCCCAUGAACACAUAUUAUGCCGUCAAACCCAAUGAGGUGCUGGGCGGAGGCCGUUUUGGACAGGUACACAAGUGUGCUGAACUGUCGUCAGGUCUUAUGUUAGCUGCUAAGAUUAUAAAAGUCCGGGGAAUGAAAGAGAGGGAUGAAGUGAAGAAUGAGAUUGGAGUAAUGAACCAGUUAAACCAUGUGAAUUUGAUUCAGCUGUAUGAUGCUUUUGAGUCUCGGACUAAUCUCACACUCAUUAUGGAAUGUGUGGAGGGUGGUGAAUUGUUUGAACGAAUCAUUGAUGAGAAUUACCAUCUGACGGAGCUGGAUGCCAUCGUGUUUACCAGGCAGAUUUGUGAGGGGGUCCAGUACCUUCACCAGCAGUACAUUCUCCAUUUAGAUCUUAAGCCAGAAAAUAUUUUAUGUGUGAGCAGCACAGGGAAUCAGAUCAAGAUCAUUGACUUUGGACUCGCCAGAAAGUAUAGACCCAGAGAAAAGCUGAAGGUCAACUUUGGAACCCCAGAGUUUCUGGCACCAGAAGUUGUCAACUAUGACUUUGUGUCAUUUCCUACAGACAUGUGGAGUAUUGGUGUCAUCACAUACAUGCUUCUGAGCGGCCUUUCUCCAUUUAUGGGUGACAACGAUACAGAAACCAUGAACAAUAUUCUGCACGCCAAGUGGGAAUUUGAUGCAGAGGCAUUUGAGAAUGUGUCAGAAGAAGCCAAAGACUUCAUUUCCAGCCUUCUUGUGCCCACCAAAUGCAGCCGUAUGAGUGCAUCAGGGUGCAUGAAGCAUAGCUGGCUAAAUAACCUGGAGGACAAGGCCAAGAUGUACAAAGUUCGACUGAAGUCCCAGUUGAGGCUUCAGCGUUACCUCGCUGCUCACCGCCAGUGGAAGAAACAUUUCUUUGCGGUUACUGCAGCAAACAGGUUGAAGAGGUUUCAGCAGAGCAGAUCAAUUAGUACUCCGAAUUAUUAACCUGGAGGAGAGUGUCAGUAGCAUGGGAGGACAUCACAACGUUGCACACUGGAAGAUUGUUGUCUGAAGAUUUGAAUUGGCUUUUUAGAAAGUGUUUUAGAACUUGUUAAAGCGUUUUCUUAAUGUACCUUGUUUGCAACACCAUUGCAUUUAAUUCACACUUCUUUAUCAUGCUCUCACACCAGGAGUGUAUGGCAUGGAUUGCAGGAUGUGCUUUUGAACCACAUGAAAAAGUUUUGUCCCUUCUGUGAAGGCCUUCUUCUUGGGCACUACUGCCUUGUACUAGUAUUUAAAAUUGAGUGCCUUCAUUCUCAUGGUUCAGUAUUUUAUAUUAGUAUAAAAAACAUAGCAUGAAGAUUUGAUGUAGAAACACUGUAUUCAUCCUAUAUUUCUGAUCUUUGUUUAGCAUGUUGAUUAGAACUGGAAUCAGAAUCUGAUUGAGACUCAGCUGGCAUGGAGUUUUUUACUUUUCAAAAUUUGCAUUUACAACCUUUCACUGGCUGUUCCAGAAUAAUUUUAAUGUUAAUACUGUGACUUGAAAUUUUUGCUUUCUAAGAAUUCAUUGCAAUUGCUUUUUUUGUGCAGUUGCACAAAAUUCUUAUGGUAAUAGCAUAACCACAAAGAUAUACAUGAAGGUGGUUCUGCUCUUGGCAUAGCAAAUGGCAUACAAGUACACCGAGAAUUAUAGGGAAGUUCUGUUUGCCAUUUCUCUGUCAUAACUCAUAGAGUGUGCUUAUAUAUUAAUCAUUGUAUUGGGUAUUUUCCAGCAUAAUACAGACUGUCACAAAUUGCCUGAAGAGAAUUAAUCUUUAUUCAUGAAAUAAAAAACCCAAAGAAACUGAGAAAACUUAA